Messenger RNA from Polypterus senegalus (gray bichir), 1057 nucleotides. RefSeq lists its product as uncharacterized. Bases 246 to 977 code for a protein of 243 amino acids. NCBI's taxonomy places the organism in Eukaryota, Metazoa, Chordata, Cladistia, Polypteriformes, Polypteridae. The record is from RefSeq and is a predicted model, not a curated record. The transcript is spliced from 5 exons.
AGUUCGGAGUCUGUGACUGGCGUGCGCCUGCGUUUGCGCAUGCUCAUUGUCGUGCUCAUGCGCGAGGGCGAGCGGGGCGGAGCGCAGUGUAAGUUAGCCGCGCGUGCAGAGACACCUUGACCCCGCCAACACGUCGGUGGCGACGACGCGACAAAACCCGUAAACUCCAGUAGUCCUGUUUGCCACCGAGAGCUCAGCGACUCUUUUGUUGGAAGGGUGCAGAGCACAAUGAGGAAGGGAGGAACAUGGAGACUGUUGAAAGGCUGGCCUUCAGAUGCAUGGAAAAAUGCAAGGUGGAGUCCAGCACAGACUCUGACUCGGACAUGAGCCCAGAGGCUGGGGUGUCCAGUACAUCAGAGAGUGGAACUGGAAGAAGCAGAGUGGGGCCAUGGCACUCGGCAAGAAAGAGUACAUGGCCGUCUUUAGAUCCAUAUGAUGGAUCCUCAGAAAACUCUUCAGACUCAUCCGAUUGUAGUUUGGGAAGCCAACAAGUCUUAAGUGGAGCAGGUCAACUAGAUGUUCCUAUUGACACUGCUGCAGUAAUGGAGUUAGGUCAUUUUGAGAAAGAUCUUCAAGCUGAUGUGCACAUGAGGUCCUUUAGUGAUUCUGAAGUGCCCCCAGUGUCUGUCCUGCAACUUGAAGGACCACUGGAGAAGUUGCAUGACUCUGGCAUUCAUUCAGAAUUGUCUUUCUCAACCAUCAUUGGGUCAACAGAAAGCCCAUCUGGUACAAUGAAAGUUGAGUCGUGCAGACCUUUCUCUAGAGUGAGUAGUAUGCAGGAUCCCUUACAGAAACGCAAACUCCUCUGCCAUGCAGAUACGGGGGAAUGCUUGCACAAGAAGAAGCAGCGUGUAAUUCAUUUAGAGGUGAGUGUUACAUGUUGCCGCUCCUCUUCUCUAGCAUUCUUACGUGUUUAUUUAUUGGAUUCAUUUUUCUUUCAUUUCCCAGGACACAGAGUGAUACCUGCCAUUCAUUAACAAGGGAUGUUUUCUGAAGAGGAUUUUCUGUUAAGGAUCACAGUUGCACUGCACUUUGUUUUUUGUACCUUUCUUGAGGU